AUAAUCCGGGUACUGAAUACGAAAUAUUAUCCGAAGAGAUUGCACCGGGUAUGGAGAGGUUCACUCGCGUGUUUUGGGCAUUUGGUCCUGCUAUUAAGGGCUUCACUUUUUGUCGUCCGCUAUUGAGCAUUGAUGGUACACAUUUAUAUGGAAAGUACAAAGGCGUGCUUCUUGUAGCGACCGGUGUAGAUGCAAAUGGCGGGUUAUUUCCUCUAGCAUUUGCAGUCGUGGAGGUGGAGGAUACGUCUAGUUGGAAGUGGUUUUUUGAACUUAUAUACAAGUGGAUUCCAAGUGUCCGUGCGCCAAGAAUAAUUACCUUUAUUUCGGAUAGGAUGAAAGGAAUUAUAAGGGCGUUACAUGAGGGUUUUAGUGCACCACAUCACCAUCGAUAUUGUUUAAGGCAUAUAAGAGAUAAUUUCAAGAAAAAACACGGUGAGAUUAAUUUGCAAAAUCUUUUGUGGCAAGCCGGGUGUGCGACCGACACAUUAGUGUAUGAACAUUGCAGGGAGAAAAUCAAGUCUUUGUCAUUAGAUGCACAUAAUUGGAUUGAAAAUAACUUGAAGCCUCAAUUCGAGCAUCGGUGGGCAUUAUGUAAGGAUGAGGGUGUGCGGUUUUGCAUGAUGACGACUAAUUGCUCCGAGAGCUUUAACGGCGUUCUUAAAGGAGCACGAGCUAUGCCAAUACAAUCUUUGGUUGCGAGAACAUUCUAUAGACUAAACGCAUACUUCAACAAAAGGCGUGGUGAUGGCAUAGACUGGACAACACGUUACACACCAAAAAAUGAGUCCAUUUUGCAUAGAAGAAUUGAGGCAGCAAGAUCAUGUCAAAUUACUGUAUUCAACGACAACGAAUGGCAGGUACAAGAUUGUGACGGUAUCUACACCGUUAAACUAUUUGAUGUUGAUUGCACUUGCACAUGUAACAUACCACAACUCCAAAAAAUACCCUGUGCACAUGUGCUUGCGGCUUCUUCUAAUCAGCCGGGAGGUGCUAGAAUUCCCAGAAAUCGGUAUUGCUCGCCUUGGUAUUCAACAGCUCACUAUCAAAAGACAUAUAGUGAGAGUUUUCAUCCACCUGAUGAUAGUCGGUAUUGGCCUGAAUAUAAUGGACCACAUAUAGUUCCACCUCAGUACCGGAGACAAGCAGGUCGACCACGAUCUGUGCGAAUUAGGGGAACCAUGGAUCAAGGGCGAGAAGGAGUGGUCAAGCACAAAAAAUGUAGUCUUUGCAAACAACCGGGACAUACUCGACCUCGUUGUCCAUCUAGACACAAUAGAUAGCAACUAAUUGGUAAUUUAUAUCAUUUUUUUAUUUUUAUAUACUUUAAUAAAGAAACUGAAUUACUAUCAGCAUCGUUCACAUAUUAUAUCCUGUACAGAG
This is a messenger RNA of Asparagus officinalis (garden asparagus), 1380 nucleotides long. RefSeq lists its product as uncharacterized. The record is from RefSeq and is a predicted model, not a curated record. Lineage: Eukaryota; Viridiplantae; Streptophyta; Magnoliopsida; Asparagales; Asparagaceae. The coding region runs from base 51 to 1280 and encodes 409 amino acids. The transcript is spliced from 3 exons. Gene Ontology annotation, molecular function: zinc ion binding.